Messenger RNA from Saprolegnia parasitica CBS 223.65, 603 nucleotides. RefSeq lists its product as hypothetical. The transcript has a single exon. The record is from RefSeq and is a predicted model, not a curated record. Bases 25 to 603 code for a protein of 192 amino acids. Lineage: Eukaryota; Oomycota; Saprolegniomycetes; Saprolegniales; Saprolegniaceae.
CUCGCACUCGAGCUCAAAGCGCUGAUGGAUGGCACAUACGUGGCGCCUCUGAAAAAUGCCUCGUGCGACGACUUGGAUGCGGACACUGGCGUCGGCAUGGCGUACGAAGCCUACAUUGGUAACGACGGCGACUGGGAGGGGAACGCCAAAGCCAACUGGACGAGUGCGCUCCGCUCCGUGCAGAACGCGACCCGCUUGCUGUUUGAUCCGGAGAUGAACAACAUCAUGGCCGUCAAGUUUUGGAAGACGCGGGCCGUCGAGCGCUAUAAUGGCCCGUGGGGAAAAGCGUAUGCCAACAAGGUCGUCAUCCUCAACAACGAGCUCGACCCUGUGUGCCCGCUCCACUCUGCCCAGCACGUUCGCGACCUCAUGGGUCCAAUGCACUCGGUGCUCAUCACGCGCGACGGGUACGGCCACGGCGCGGCCGUGAGCCAGCCAAGCGCGUGUUUGCAGCGCAUUCUCGUCGACCUCUACUCGAACGGUUCCUACCCCAUCAACGACGCGCGUUGUGGCGUGGACCACGGACCGUUUGACGCACCGACGCUCCCAACGACGUUGCUCGAUGCCAUGACGCGCCUCGCAACCAUGCGGAUCAAAAAGUAA